Messenger RNA from Symbiodinium natans, 963 nucleotides. Lineage: Eukaryota; Dinophyceae; Suessiales; Symbiodiniaceae. The record is from the annotation of a GenBank genome assembly.
AUGGCACUUGCUGGGUCUCGGGUUGCCAUGGCCAUGCUGCUGGGAACUGUGGCCGUCAGGGGUUCUCGAGAGUGUCCUUCUGAGGCCCCAUGCUUUUGGUGGUAUGAAGGCCCCCAGUCCUUGGACAAGUUCGACCUUUGGGCGUCGGCGAAGUACGGGAACAUGCUUGCUUACGGUGGCAUGGUUGCUUGCCACUGGGACGCAACUAACCGGUGCUGCAGGCAAGAUGGAGUUCCAAGCCCACCCUUUGCACUUUCGGAUGGAGAAGGCUUUGCAACCUGCCACAAUGACAUCAUCUAUCGUGACGACGGCAGCUUCAAGUACUGUGGGGAUAGUGACUUUUCUUCCGCGGUGCUGCCAGUCAGCUGUGGCACAAGGACCACCGAAACAACUUCCACCACGACGACGGUUCUAGCAGACUGGCUGCCAGUGACUGUAUGGGAGAAUCAAGCCUGCAGCGGGUCCAAUGAUGACUUUCUGGUCAGUGUUGCUCCUGGACUGGAGGCCUGCAAAGCGCGGUGCGUUGCCAUGUCGCCCUUCUGCAAGGGUGUUGAAUACACCUCGGCCACCAAACGAUGUGAGCUCUGGACGCCACAUGAAGGCAUCCAAAGAACCUAUGGUGCAGCAGGCACCGUUUGCCUCAAGUACACCCUUGCACCCGUCUUCUCGCCCUUGGAAGGAGGGAUCGACCGCGCAUGCCGAGGGGCAACGCCGACGGACAAUCCGCCUGAGAACUACAUUGUUGUUGAGGCGUCCUCGUUGCAAGAGUGCCAGGAGACAUGUGCCAAGUGGCAGGGGUGCAAAGGUGUGGAGUACAACUUCUACACGCGAUGUGAGAUUUGGACACGUGCCCAAGGCAUCCAGGCUGUCCAGUAUGUUCCAGGCCACACAUGCAUGAACUACACGGAUGGAGGUUGGACGCAGUCUGGCAUGAAGUCCUUUCAGCCUCCUCUCUAUCCAUGA